AUGCUCUAUGCGAUCGGUGCCACAUGGUCAACCAGUCAAUCCUCAAGCUUGUCCUUUGGUGCAAGGUCGACCUUGACCGGCGCUUCUGUACAAUUUGAUCCCGUUGAAGGCCAGGACAAGGGUGACUCCAACUGGGCUCCUUCGUUGGAUGUCACCCAACCAAAGCUUACCGGCUCUUCUGCUACAUUGGUCCCUUGGAUUCAAAGCUCGAUUCAGAUCUCGGUGAAUGUUCUUGGACGCAAUUUGCCAAAUCUCGUGACGCUCAACAGUCAACUCAGUCUAGGAUUCACACAGUCUUAUGUUACAAUGGCUAAGCUGGGUCAUGCGCAAUGUGGUGGGGGACAGUUGCAGUCAACGUCGUACAGGAACGUUGUCAAUUCGAUAAAUUUUGCAAGCUCGGGAACGGACACUUUGUAUUCUUCAAGUGGACAUGAUGCGCCUGUCUGCCAAAAUGCCCAGACUGGACCACCAUCAGCCGCCCAGGUCUCUGCUCUCGAGGCAGUCCCAGGAGCCGGACGUUUCUGUUCAUCAUUCAUUGGCUAUAUGCCUUCAACUAUCAACGUUACCGUCACUACAACUCUGACCAAGGCAACCUCUACAGUCAGUGUGGUUGGUUCUGGCACUACGACUGUGACACCUUCUUUGGAGACCACAACCGUCACGAUUACGUCUUCGGUGUCGAGCAUAGCUCAGAACUUCAAGCGCUCGGUCACUACAACGAGAGAUUCGUCUGACCUUGAGCGCCGCGACCUGGUUGCCAGGAGAGUCAUCCCAACACCGACUAUCGUUUCCACCUGGGUGCCUCAGCAAGUGAGCGCUGCAUGUUCUUCAAUGGCUACAGGAUUAAUCCAGGCAAAUGUCACCUCUACUCGGAUCAUCUCAUCAGGGAUCACAACUGCGACCAUCCAAGGCACUGUUACAGCAAGCGCCCCAACUACCACCACGACCAGUAUUGUAUAUGCUCCAGCGGUGGCCCCUUACAACGCAGUGUCGAAUACUGAGAUCGGUUCCGAUCCUAGUACAUCUAAUCCCUGGACAUUCUCCGGCGCAGCCAACAACUACUAUUACACCCGUACCAUCCCGGCAAUUGGGGGAUUCAGAGGCCAACCCUUCACCUUCACGUUGAGUCGUGGCCAGAUACUGGGUACUGGAUCCAUCACACAGGUCCUCUCUGACCUCGAGCCCGGCUGGACCUAUAACUUGACUCUUAAAACCGGGUUUGAUAGCACGACCGAUUCUUGCACUGUCACGUACAGUCUCGAUGGUGUAGCUUUUGAGAGCUACUCACCUUCGAACACAGGUGGUUCCGCUAGUAACCCGUGGGAUUCAUCUCAUCACGCUAAGAUGAAGUCUGAUGGACCUUAUCAAGUCGUGCCCACUGCGACUACACAGACAUUGGGCAUCAGCAUGAGCUGCACAGCGGAUGGCGGGUUUGCUGAGUUUGCAGGGGUGAAUUUCUGGGGUCCAUUGCCAGAGUAA
Aureobasidium uvarum is the source of this 1479-nucleotide messenger RNA. The record is from the annotation of a GenBank genome assembly. NCBI's taxonomy places the organism in Eukaryota, Fungi, Ascomycota, Dothideomycetes, Dothideales, Saccotheciaceae.